Messenger RNA from Camelina sativa (false flax), 809 nucleotides. NCBI's taxonomy places the organism in Eukaryota, Viridiplantae, Streptophyta, Magnoliopsida, Brassicales, Brassicaceae. The record is from RefSeq and is a predicted model, not a curated record.
CACAAAGCCUCCGGUCUCGUCAGAGAUUCUAGUGAACCACGAUUCACCUUAAACCUCUCUCGUUCUGUGUUUGGUAUAGUUUCUUCCUCAAUCUUUUCACUGCAAGUUUCAAUCUUUUAGUACUGAUUGCAUAGAAACCUCAAACUUGUUUUAGAUCAGAUUGAGAAUGUUAUGCAGAUUCUAACUUCGUUGUUGUAAAUUUUGGAUCUUUUGAAACUGGGUUUAUCGAGAUCGAGGGUUUUUGUUGAAAUUAUAAAAAUCCCGAUGGCGAAUUCUCAAAUGGGACCUGGUGCUCCCAUUACUCUACAAGAGUUGUACCCUUCUUCUCCGUUUUACAAGGAAGCUGUUUCACUCAGAGUUACAGGAAUGUUGAGAGGGUACUCAGUUGAGACAGCUAUAGGUGUUAUUGAAGAUGGAGGCAAAAGUCUCAGAAUCAAUACUCAAAACCUAAGAGAUGUUAGUUUCAGGGUUGGUUCAAUCUACCAGUUCAUUGGAGAGUUACACAUUGAACAAUCUUAUAAUGAGGCGAUCUUGCAGGCUCGAACAGGAAGAAAUGUGGAUGGAAUCGAUAUGAACCUCUACCGUAAGACAGUUGAACUCCUAAGACAAUUUCUAAAAGAAGAAGGCAACAGCAAUAUGGUUGAAUGAGGCUCUAAUGAUCAGUUACCAUCCAAGUAACAUAACCCACCCACGAUAACAUAUUUUCUUAUCUUUUUGUUCACUUGUAGAUGAAUCUUAAAAGAAUUGGUGGAUUUGUUUUGGUCAGUUGGUUCAUAUGAGUAAUGUUCUCAAAAGAAUGUGUUUGAAUC